CUUUUCUUCUUGAACUCCGUCGCAAAUCUUCUCCCUCACGACGAUCCUUCCUUUUCACCUUCCCUCUUCCUCUCUCUUCCUCUUCUCUCUCUCUCUCGAAAUUCCUCUGUUCCAUUAAACCCUGAAUUAGAGAACUUUUUCCAGUGUGAGAUCCGGGAGAAGCAGAGAAGAAGAAGAAGAGUAAUCGGAAAUCGGGCCCAAAAGGAGCUGCCGGAGAAGAAAAAGGAAAAGAUAGGGGAGGAGGAGGAGAAUCGCUCAAAGGGAAAGCAAAAGUUGGAGAUUUAUUAGAAAGAAACUCGUUCGACGCUUUGCUUUCUUUCUUUCUCCCGUUUUGGUUGAUUCUCCUCUCCGUGGGGGUUUUUUUUUUCUCCAUUGAGGGAAGGCGAGAGCUUUCCCUUUUCUUCAAAGCAGAUGGGUAUUGCUGUCGGCGGUGAUGCGUUAAGGGUUCUUUGCCCCUGCUUUUCUGCCAAAACUGCAAACCAAAGAUUGUUGACUGUGGUGAAACAAUAUGAGGAGUAGACAUAGGACAAGAACUGGGAGCAGCAACACAGUUAGGAAAGAUUUUCGGAAUAUAAUGAAGUGUUUCUGCUCUGGACAGCAACUAGUAGCGGCGGAUGAGAUGGUACCUGGGUCGGGGGAUACACCUUCGCCAAGGUAUCACACAGCGAGUGCUCGUUCAUCUAGAAGUAGCAAAAGUGGGGAGGCAGGCCUGAAACCAGAUGCCAGCAACAUAGAGGAAGCUGAAUUAUCCCUUCGAGGGCGUGGCUCGUUGAAUAAUGAGGAAGCUAGAGCAUUGUUAGGGAGAAUUGAAUAUCAGAAAGGAAAUUUUGAAGCCGCGUUACAGGUCUUUGAAGGUAUAGAUCCUUCUGCAGUCACUCCUAAAAUAAAAUCUAGUAUUGCCAGACAUGGUGAUCAACGUAGGAGGCCAUUACAGAAUUACAACAGCCCUCCUUUGUCUAUGCAUGCAAUCAGCUUGUUGCUGGAAGCUGUAUUUCUGAAAGCUAAAUCGUUGCAACAUCUCGCAAGGUUUGAAGAAGCUGCUCAAUCAUGCAAAGUUGUUGUGGACAUAGUUGAAUCUUCUUUACCAGGAGGCUUGCCUGAAAACUUUGCUGCUGACUGUAAAUUACAGGAGAUUGUAAGCAAGGCAGUUGAGUUGCUUCCAGAAUUAUGGAAACAUGCAGAUAAUUCACAUGAGACAAUUAUGUCUUACCGACGGGCUCUCCUUUAUCGUUGGAACCUUGAUGUCCACACCACUGCAAGGAUCCAAAGGGAGUUUGCAAUUUUUCUUCUGUACAAUGGUGGGGAAGCAAGUCCUCCAGACCUGCGCUCCCAGAUGGGUAGUUCGUUUGUACCUAGAAAUAACUUAGAAGAGGCCAUAUUGUUAUUAAUGAUUCUGCUGAGACAAAUCUCUCUUAAGAAGAUUGAGUGGGAUCCAUCAAUCUUGGACCAUUUGUCAUUUGCUCUCUCAGUAUCUGGGGAUCUAGUAGCAUUAGCCAACCACAUUGAGGAAUUGCCUCCAGGAACAAUCAGCAGAAGGGAAAUGUACCAUACUCUUGCCCUCUGUUAUUGUAGUGCUGGGGAGGAUAUGGUGGCUCUAAAUCUACUUAAGAAACUGUUGCACAACAGUGAGGACCCAAAUUUUGUUCCUGGUUUGCUAAUGGCUUCGAAGAUUUGUGGGACGACCCCUCAACUUGCUGCAGAAGGUGUAAAUUAUGCCCGUAGAGCCCUUCAAAAUGUGGACAAUGGAUGCUAUCAAUUAGAAAGCACUGCCAAUCUUCUGUUGGGAAUAUCACUAUCCUCGUGCUCAAGAUCAGCAUUUGCAGACUCCGAGAGGGUCCCCAAACAGUCUGAGUCACUUAAGGCCCUUGAAACUGCUGCCAAAAUGACCAAUUUGGAACACACAGAUAUUCUGUACCAUCUCAGUCUAGAGAAUGCAGAGCAGAGAAAGUUAGAUUAUGCACUUCAUUAUGCAAAGAAGUAUGUGAAACGGGAAACUGGCUCGAGUGUCAAAGGAUGGUUACUCUUGGCACGGAUCUUAUCAGGUCAGAAACGCUUUUUUGAUGCUGAAAAUGUCAUCAAUGCUGCAUUGGAUCAGACUAGUAAAUGGGACCAGGGAGAGCUCUUGAGAACUAAAGCUAAGCUACAGGUUGCUCGACGCCAUGUAAAGAGUGCCAUUCAGACGUAUACACAACUUCUAGCUGUCAUUCAAGUUCAUAAUAAGAAUUUUGGCUCGGGAAUGAAGCUACAUAAGGUUUGUCAGACUGAUGGAAUCCCUGCUAGACAAUUGGAAUUGGAAGUCUGGCAUGAUUUAGCCUCUCUAUACAUAAGCCUAUCUCGGUGGCGAGAUGCUGAGGUCUGCCUUUCUAAAUCCAAAGAGAUUCAGUCUUACUCAGCUACUAGAUGUCAUAUCACCGGCACCCUUCUGGAAAAGAAAGGCCUCCUAAAGGAAGCACUGAAGGCAUUCAUAAUGGGGUUGAGCAUCGACCCGGUCCAUGUCCCGAGUUUGGUAUCCACUACAGUUGUUCUGAGGAAGCUGGGCGGCGGAUCCAAUGAAAUAUUGAGAAGCUUUCUAAUGGGGGCACUGCGGCUCGACAGAUUGAAUAUACAGGCUUGGUACAACCUUGGCUUGGUGCACAGAGAUGAGGGUUCCCCUUCAUCAUUGCUCGAAGCUGCCGAGUGCUUUGAAGCUGCCACCCUUCUUGAAGAAACCGAACCGGUUGAACCUUUUAGAUGAAAUCAUGGGAUGGUGCUGUAACUUGUUUGCUGUAACACAGGAAGAUGUAAGAAUUUGUACCACCUCGUAUAUACACUGAUAUGAUGACCUCCCCCACUGAGUUUUGGUACAUAAAAGUGAAAUAUAAAUCGUGGAAUAAAGAGUUCAUUUUGUCUCUUUGCCAACUCUCUUCUUUUCCUUCAAGGGGCACAAUGACUUGGAAAACUAUUAGCAUCCCCAGUCCCCACGAGUCGAGAGGAGACAUAGUAAACAAUUAUUCAUAAUCAGAAAAGUUUCACUCUCCU
Messenger RNA from Linum tenue, 3018 nucleotides. The record is from the annotation of a GenBank genome assembly. Lineage: Eukaryota; Viridiplantae; Streptophyta; Magnoliopsida; Malpighiales; Linaceae.